ACGCCAAUGACGACAACGAUUAGAGGAGUUGUCUGUACCCAACUGCCAACAGUGAGUGCUCUAUAAAGUCAUAAUGGCUUUUGGGCUGUAUUCACUUAUAGAGGCAGUGAUUUUAUGCCUUAACGCUGUCUGUGUUCUUCACGAAGAACGGUUUUUAUCAAAAAUUGGCUGGGGUACAGAUCAAAGGGGUUUUGGUGAGCAGCCAGGAAUAAAAACACAGAUUAUGAACCUAGUCAGAUCCAUCAGAACAGUUAUGAGAAUUCCAUUAAUAGGCAUCAACGUUGUAGUCAUUCUCUUCAUGUUGGUUAUGGGAUGACGGACUGAGAACUCGUCCAAUACAUUUUUAUAAGUAACUGGUAAAUGGGCAACAGGUGUGUACUGUGCAAUAACAGAAUCAGAAAAUGUAUUAUUUGUACAAAUAUGCUAGUGAUUAAUAAUCUUUGGAAAUAAACUUUACCCAACAUCGAAUCUCUGCAUCAUAGAAACACCUGGGCCAUCAUCACUACUGCAAGAGGUUUCCUUUUCAACAGCUGUGCUGAGGAUUGGCAUGAUUGAACUUGAAUCAUGUGCUUUAAAGAUACUGUGAUAUGUAAUUUGAAAAAUGUUUUGAUUUGUGUGAGUCCAUUACAUUUGUGAUGCAUUAGAUUACAUAUGAUAGAUACAUAGGCAUUUUAUUCAUGCAUGGUAAAAUAUUAAUCUUAUAAACUCAUUUAUUGAUUUUGCUUCUGUAAGCGACAUUAUUGAAUACAUGUGCAAGAUAG
Messenger RNA from Dreissena polymorpha, 761 nucleotides. RefSeq names its product immediate early response 3-interacting protein 1-like. NCBI's taxonomy places the organism in Eukaryota, Metazoa, Mollusca, Bivalvia, Myida, Dreissenidae. The record is from RefSeq and is a predicted model, not a curated record. Gene Ontology annotation, biological process: endoplasmic reticulum to Golgi vesicle-mediated transport. Bases 74 to 316 code for a protein of 80 amino acids. Gene Ontology annotation, cellular component: COPII-coated ER to Golgi transport vesicle; endoplasmic reticulum membrane; Golgi membrane. The transcript has 3 exons.